CCAGUGUGGCUACCGAUGACUACUCACGUUUCGCUGGUCUGUUUGUGUGGUGGACGUGGGCCGGUAGGGAGAGAGGUACAUGUUGAAGCCGUGCUUGUAUUCUCGUUUCAGUCGCGCGACAGCGUCCGCAUGUGCACUUGGCAGUUCUCAGGCUUGACAGUCGGCUCUCGCGGUGUUAUCACGGCCGGCGACGUUUCCAACCUGACGUUGCAUUGAGAAAGAGAGAGAGAGGGAGAGAGGGAGAGAAAGAGACAGAAAGAGAAAGGGAGAGAGAAGACCGGCCACUAGCUGGCUGGUUGGUUAGCUGACUGGCGCCAUUUCUGGCUCUACCACGGGCGCGGGCUGUUAAUUAAUCCCGAGACAUAGAAAACGAGAGGACGCGCUACGGGAAUUAAUUAACAAUGAUGGAGCUCCAUCAGGUCGUCAUCACCGCGCUGAGCUUGCUGCUCGGCGGCUUUCUCCUCACCGGAAGUCGGCGGCGCUUCCUUUACAUGCUCUACAAAACGUUGCCCAGAGAUGUUCUAGGGGCUUAUCGAUUUUUACGAGUUAAUAUACUACUUUGGUGGUGGGAGAAACGCGAAUAUACUGUCGCGAGAGUGUUCUCGCAGUAUGCAACGGCUCAUCCGGAAAAAAUUGCUUAUAUCUUCGAAGAUAAGGAAUGGAAAUAUAAACAGUUGGAGCAAUUCAGCAAUCGUAUAGGACGUUACUUCCGCACGAGGCCAUUUUCGCGCAAUGACAGUAUAGCUCUAGUUAUGGAGGGUCGUCCGGAGUACAUUGGUACCUGGCUGGGUCUCAACAAGGCCGGCUUCGUCGCGGCUCUGGUCAACACAAAUCUUCGCCACGAGACUCUCUUGCACAGCAUCCACGCUGCCGGCUGCAAAGCCAUCAUUUUUGGCUCCGAACUUAAGGAUGCAAUUUGCGACAUCAAGAGCAAAAUUCCCGACAUCGACAUUUACCAAUGGUCGGAGUCGGCGGACACCCCGGUCUUGGAAGGGGCGUUCGACCUCAACAUGGAAAUCAGCAGCAUCGAUCCCGGACCCCUCAUCGUCGAACUUGACAUUGGCAGCCCCCGGGACAAAUUGAUCUACAUCUACACGUCCGGCACGACGGGAAUGCCAAAGGCUGCCGUUAUCAAUAAUUUGAGAUACAUGUUAAUGACAUGCGGCGUGAACGCAAUGCUUAAUCUACGUCCGAACGAUCGAAUUUACAAUCCUCUGCCUCUUUAUCAUACCGCAGGUGGCAUAAUUGGAGCAGGACAAGCACUGAUAGGAGGUGUCACCGUCGUGCUCCGUAGACGGUUCAGUGCGUCCAAGUUUUGGACAGAUUGCGUCCAUUACGAGUGUACUAUAGCACAAUACAUCGGGGAAAUCUGCCGGUUCCUUCUCACGGUUCCUCCGGGUGAAUAUGACAACGCGCAUAAAAUACGCCUAAUGUUCGGAAAUGGUCUGAGACCGCAAAUUUGGGAAUCGUUUGUGAAAAGAUUCGGCGUGAAGCAGAUAGGCGAGUUCUACGGAGCCACCGAGGGAAACUCCAAUCUCGUCAAUAUCGACAACACAGUUGGCGCUGUUGGUUUUGUGCCGAGAUACGCUAGUAUGUUAUACCCUGUCGCAUUGUUGAGGGUUGACGACGAGACAGGUGAGCCGUUGAGAGGACCCGACGGAUUCUGCAUACCGUGCAAACCUGGUGAGCCCGGUGUUUUUGUGGGCAAGAUCAAUCCGAAGAAAGCGAUAAACGACUUUAGCGGUUACGCAGACAAGAAGGCCUCGGAGCAGAAGAUCAUACACGAUGUCUUCAAGAAGGGCGAUCGUGUUUUCAAUUCUGGUGAUAUUUUAAUCAUGGACGAAUAUGGAUACUUCUUCUUUAAGGACAGAACCGGUGAUACGUUUAGGUGGCGAGGUGAAAACGUUGCUACUUCGGAGGUGGAGGCCAUCGUCAGCAAUGUGAUAGGACUCAAGGACGCUGCUGUAUAUGGUGUGGAGGUACCCGGGAACGAGGGUAAGGCAGGAAUGGCGGCUAUAUACGACCCGAACAAUUCUUUGGACAUCAAAGAGUUGGCGGAGGGAUUGAAGAAAUCUUUGCCCGUCUAUGCUAGACCGCUUUUUAUUCGUGUUUUGUCGGAAUUACCAAUGACCGGUACGUUCAAGCUGAAAAAGAAGGAUCUCCAACAGGAUGCUUUCGACAUUAAGAAGAUUAAAGAUCCGGUCUAUUUCCUCAACAAGGGUACCUACGUGAGGAUGACUGACGAAUUUUACAAUGAUAUUUUACACGGAAAAAUUCGGUUGUAAUAUUUCACAUUCGUCCGAGCGCGACUAUUGCUUUUCCGCGAAUGAACUUCUCUUUUUUAACGAAAAAUAUUGACCUGCAUUUUAACGUGUAUGUCAUACGUUUUCACAGAUUUCCAGUGGUUAGAGCGUGUUAGAUAGUCGGUAACAUUAUUUUUACGCGUCAAUAGGUUAUCGUGCAUGUUUUCCUUUGCGAAUGUGCGCAUAAAACGCGGUUUACGUAGCUCGCAGAACGCAGGAUGACGUUUGCGAUCUGCGUCUUGCGUCUAUGUAAGCCAUGUAGACCGGGCUUAAUAUGUGUUAUUUGGAAGCAAUGUGCAUUUCGUUUGCAGUUAAAGUAGACAAGUAGAAAGAUAAUUGAUACAUCGCAGAUUACGGCUAAUAUUUAUGACAGUAAAUUUUUACGCGACAAUAAUGAUACGCUUGUGUGUGCUUUGCAAAUACAGCAAAAUACAUACGGAAAUCUUGAUACACUUAGCAGAUAAAAAUUCACGAGCGUCAUGGAAAAAAAAUCUUACAUCUAAAGUUAUGUCGAACGAAUUGUAUAUAAUGUGUUGUCAUGUUUAAUAUCAGGUGUUGUACUUGCUUUAAAUGCGCUUUAAUUUUCAUUAGUGAUUGAAAUGCGAAAGGAUAAAAAAUUGAAUACCAAAUUUGUUACGUCGAGUUGAGAAAAGGCACUUGUAAUUUAUGUGAAUUCAACGAUUAUGAUUAGGUAUGAAGGAAAAUCAUAAUUGUAGCAGGGGUAACGUCUGUCGAUAUUUCGGGGUUUCAUCGUGCAUCUUGCUAACUUCUCGAGCUUUAAUUUAACUUAUUCGUUAAUGACACGCGUAUGCUGCUGUCAAUAAGUAAGGCUUUCUAGUUUGCAACAUCGAAAAUUUGUACAAAGUCCGUCGCUGUCAUUGAUAUUUUAUUUCUCUUAAUUUUAUAAGUCACAUUUUUUUGAAGGUAUAAUUGUAAUUGUCAUAUAAUUUAUGUGCUAGAUGUGUAUAUGCGCGCGUGUGUAAAACUUUUCGUUAAAUUAUGCUGUAGGUUUUGAUAUUUACGAUAUUCACAACUAUACGCGAUACUUUUUAGAGAAAUAGAUACUCGCGAAGUUUUCCCCUUUCUCAACUCUGUGUUAGCUUCUUUUGCGAUCACCCGGUAUACACGAUAUACUUGGGAUGAGGUAGCUCUGUUUCCUGCGCAGUCUCCGGUGCGUUCCAGUGAUUCUCAUUGCACCAGAGCAGUCGCGUAAAUAUAUAUAUAUAUUGUUUUCUGCCGAAAGUCAAGCGGAAAUACAGUUCGAUGUAAAAUUCCUAAUCCGGACAUUGUUAUUCUUAUAUCGUCAAUAAGUAAUAUCUUCCAGCUUCUUCGAAGAUACAUGUGUAUACACAUAUAUAUUUAGAGAAAUACUUUACAGAACUGUUGAUUUCUAUUUUUGUAAAAUGUAUGGCUGUUACACAAAUAAAGAAAUUUUAUUGUAA
This is a messenger RNA of Dinoponera quadriceps, 3745 nucleotides long. It is a transcript of the gene Fatp3, whose product is annotated as long-chain fatty acid transport protein 4. Gene Ontology annotation, biological process: triglyceride homeostasis. NCBI's taxonomy places the organism in Eukaryota, Metazoa, Arthropoda, Insecta, Hymenoptera, Formicidae. Bases 402 to 2285 code for a protein of 627 amino acids. The transcript is spliced from 13 exons. Gene Ontology annotation, molecular function: long-chain fatty acid-CoA ligase activity; long-chain fatty acid transmembrane transporter activity. The record is from RefSeq and is a predicted model, not a curated record. Gene Ontology annotation, cellular component: endoplasmic reticulum.